CCUCUCUAUUACCAGUACAUUAUAUUGAAGAAAGUAUAGACAUAUAUAUCUAGAGAGAGAGAGAGAGAGAGUAGAGGAGGGUACGAUGAAGCACAUUUUCAAGAAGCUUCACAUAGGAAGCAAUCACGAGCCCAAUCGAUCCAACGAGACGACUUCAACUUUAUCUCCUUCGUGUGCCUCCGAUCACCGUGCAGCUUCCGGCCAGAACUCUGGCCAGUCUCCGGCGGCGAGUCCUUCAAGCUCCUCGCCAUCGACGGCCACCGUUCCGGUCGGCGGAACAAGCACUCCGGCGACACCGUCUGUGAACCGGCAUGACUAUUACUCUUCGGAAGAGGAAUAUCAGGUGCAGUUAGCCCUUGCUCUCAGCGUUUCGGGUCCGGACUCGCAUGACGAUGCUGAGAAGGAUCAGAUCCGCGCGGCGACGUUGCUGAGCUUGGGGCGCAAUCGGAGCGAUUCUGCUCGGGAUAGGGACGGCGGCGCUCAAUUGUUGUCGCGUCAGUACUGGGAUUACAGUGUCCUUGACUAUGAGGAGAAAGUGGUGGAUGGUUUUUAUGAUGUAUAUGGGCUUUCAACAGAUCCUGCAAUCCAAAGAAAAAUGCCAUCACUCGCAGAUCUUGAAACAACCCCUGGGAGUUCUGGCUUUGAAGUCAUAAUAGUUAACAGAGUGAUUGACCCUUCCCUUGAAGAGUUGGUGCAGGUGGCGCACUGUAUUGCACUAGACUGCUCUGCUGCUGAGGCUGCUGUUUUGGUACAAAGGCUUGCUGAACUAGUUACUGACCACAUGGGUGGGCCAGUCAGGGAUGCUAAUAUCAUGUUGGCAAGAUGGAUGGAAAGAAGCACAGAAUUGCGAACCUCUCUUCACACCAGUGUGUUACCCAUUGGUUCCUUAAAGAUUGGGCUGUCACGUCACCGUGCUUUGCUUUUCAAGGUUUUAGCUGAUACUGUUGGAAUACCUUGUAGACUAGUAAAAGGUAGUCAUUACACUGGCGUUGAGGAUGAUGCUGUCAACAUUAUAAAGUUGGCAAAUGAAAGUGAGUUCUUGGUUGAUCUCAUGGGAGCCCCUGGAACACUUAUACCAGCUGAUGUCCUGAGUGCAAUGGAUUCAUCCUUUAUGUCAUACAAUCCAAAAUUAAGCAAACUUCCAACUCUUCAGUCAACUAAUGACUCUGAAGUUGUUUUCACAAGAUCCAAUCAACCACUUGGUGAAUGUGAAGGCAGUGGUCAAAACUCUGCAGUUGAGAAUAGUUUGCCAUUGGGUAGAAAGCCAUAUGGUGACACGGGGGCUGGUUCUUCUAGAACUAAUAAAGUGAUUCCUUCUAAUCAGUUGAAUCAUAUACCCUCAUUGGCAAUUGGUAGUUCUCUGUAUAAAGGGGGUCGGGGGCUCAAUGCAGUAGGUGAUGGCUCAAGGAUGAAUGUUAAUGUGGUUCCAUAUAGUCAGAAUACUGCAGAUGAUUCUAAAAAUCUCUUCUCCGAUCUUAAUCCAUUCCUGAUAAAAGGAUCUGGUACUUCUUCUGUACAGAACAACCCUGAGAAAAAAGUUGACAAGUUACGAAAGCCAAAAAAUGACCUUGAUUCUGGUCAACCUCCUGUCCCAUUAAUGUGGAAGAAUAAUUUUGCUUGCAAUGAGGUCCCUAGGAAAAAAGAGUAUGAUUUUGUGGAGGGCCUCUUUCCAAGAAAUAAUUGUGAAGCCAAUGAUUAUAAUGUGUCAUCUUUACCUUCCACCAGUUCCACUGCAUCAUCAGAAGUCUAUCCUGAUGUUUCCAAGUUACCUAAUAUUUCGUAUCCCACCCAUCGUGAUGGUGUUGAUAGGGAUUCUUCUAUUUUUAGCAAUUGGGUGUUGGCACCAACUAAGAGUCAGUUCAGCAGGUUGUCUUCAGAGGAGGAUUUGAGCAUUCACCAUAAGGAAAAAUAUCACAGGGAUGAGGCCUUGCAAAAUGAUGAGUUAGACAUGGCAAAAGAACAUGGAAAGAAUGUUGUCAUUGUAAAUGAUCAUAGGAAGCGCGCACAAGAUAGAUUUAUGGGGACCAAUUCAAAGUCAAAUGGCCAAGAGAAUCCAAGCUCGAUAGCUGCUUCUGGUGCAACUCAGGUUGAUCCAGUAAUAGACGAUGUUGGUGAAUGUGAAAUUCCGUGGGAAGAUUUGGUACUUGGUGAAAGGAUUGGACUAGGUUCUUAUGGAGAGGUCUACCAUGCUGAUUGGAAUGGCACUGAGGUUGCUGUGAAGAAAUUUUUAGACCAAGAUUUCUCUGGUGCUGCUUUGGCUGAGUUUAAGAGAGAAGUGCGGAUAAUGCGUAGACUUCGCCAUCCAAAUGUUGUUCUCUUCAUGGGUGCUGUCACUCGCCCUCCGAACCUCUCUAUUAUCACCGAGUUUCUCCCAAGAGGAAGCUUAUAUCGGAUUAUUCAUCGUCCUCAAUGUCAAAUUGAUGAAAAGCGUAGAAUUAAAAUGGCUCUUGAUGUGGCAAAGGGUAUGAAUUGCUUGCAUGCCAGUAUACCAACAAUUGUUCACCGUGAUUUGAAGUCGCCAAAUUUGUUGGUUGAUAAGAAUUGGAAUGUUAAGGUAGGUGAUUUUGGGUUGUCACGCUUGAAGCACAACACAUUUUUGUCAUCGAAAUCAACAGCUGGAACGCCCGAGUGGAUGGCACCAGAAGUUCUUCGCAAUGAACCUUCAAAUGAGAAGUGCGAUGUAUAUAGCUUUGGCAUCAUCCUGUGGGAGCUUGCCACUUUGAGAUUGCCUUGGAGUGGGAUGAAUCCGAUGCAAGUUGUGGGUGCUGUUGGUUUCCAAAACCGUCGCCUUGAAAUCCCCAAGGAAGUUGACCCCUUGGUUGCAAGGAUAAUUUGGGAGUGUUGGCAGACUGAUCCAAAUUUGCGCCCUUCGUUUGAACAGUUGAUGGUGGCUCUAAAACCCUUGCAGCGGCUGGUCAUCCCUUCACAUUUUGACCAGCAAAGCUCGCCUCUACCACAAGAGAUCACAGUGAAUUCUACACCGUGAGAUUCCCAACUCCUCAAGGAGACAAUUCUGUUUGCCUAGGAUGAGAGUGGUACAAGAACCACCAGAAUGAACGAGAGAAGCAUUUUAAAGCAAUGGCUAAUGUUCAGAGAUGGGAAUCAAUGUGUUAUUUGGCACGGCAGUCCAAAGACUGAGGUAGCCUUUCUUGUACAGUGGGUGUGCAAAGUUUUUGGUCCCCUUGAAAUGACACUUUGGGGUGUAUAUAUUUUAUAAACCCUUGAAGCAUAUUGGUAAAUUGUCAUUAAAUUUGGAAAUUUUGUAAUUUUAUUUAAAAAAAAUUAAAUUCAUUAUAAUUCUUGAUUAAAUGGAUGUUCAUACCUAUUGCUGUUCUUA
Cornus florida is the source of this 3337-nucleotide messenger RNA. Its product is annotated as serine/threonine-protein kinase EDR1. The transcript is spliced from 13 exons. The record is from RefSeq and is a predicted model, not a curated record. Lineage: Eukaryota; Viridiplantae; Streptophyta; Magnoliopsida; Cornales; Cornaceae. Gene Ontology annotation, molecular function: ATP binding; protein kinase activity. Gene Ontology annotation, biological process: protein phosphorylation. The coding region runs from base 86 to 2986 and encodes 966 amino acids.